Messenger RNA from Rotaria sp. Silwood2, 846 nucleotides. The record is from the annotation of a GenBank genome assembly. Lineage: Eukaryota; Metazoa; Rotifera; Eurotatoria; Philodinida; Philodinidae.
AUGCUUAUACUUGUUAUCGGUUUUUCUAUGAUUCGAAGUCUUAAAGUUCUUGCACCAUUUUCACUUGCUGCUAAUAUAAUGACUAUCGGAGGAUUAUUUAUAAUAAUGCAAUAUAUUGUUCAAGAUCAUAUACCACUUAAUAAAUUACCUCUUAUCACAUCCGCAUCAGAUUGGCCAGUAUUUUUUGCAUCUGCAAUGUAUGUAUUCGAAGGUAUUGCUUUAGUUUUACCAAUUCGACAAAAAAUGAAAGAACCUGAAUCAUAUAGUGGUUGGACUGGAAUACUUAAUAUAGGUAUUCUUCUUGUUACGAUUAUGUAUUUCGUUGUCGGCUUCUUUGGAUAUAUUCGAUAUGGAUCAAAAGCACUUGGUUCUAUUACGCUUAAUUUACCAAAUGAUAAUAAAUUAUAUCAAUUUACUAAAAUAAUGUAUGCUGUGGCUAUAUUUUUGACAUAUAAUUUACAAUUUUAUGUUCCGUUUUCACUUCUUUGGCCACGUCUUUGUCGAAAAAUUCUUUAUAAAUAUAGUGGACAGACAGUUAGUAAAUGGGAACAUGCUUUUCGUAUUGGACUUAUUUUCAUUACUUUUAUCAUAGCUGCAUUAAUACCAAAUCUUGGUCUUGUUAUAUCUCUAGUCGGUGCAGUUGCAUCUACAGCAUUAUCAGUUAUAUUUCCUCCAAUAUGUGAAUCGAUAACAUUUUGGCCUGAUAGUCUUGGUCGUUAUAAAUGGCAAUUAAUAUUAAAUAUUCUGAUAAUUAGUUUUGGUCUUUAUGUAUUUAUUGCUGGUACAACACUUAGUUUAUCAAAUAUAGUUACUUGUAUUCGUGAUGGAGCUCAAUGUAAUGAUUAA